Messenger RNA from Calypte anna (Anna's hummingbird), 2526 nucleotides. RefSeq names its product TATA-box binding protein associated factor 4b (gene TAF4B). The transcript has 16 exons. Bases 1 to 2526 code for a protein of 841 amino acids. Gene Ontology annotation, cellular component: transcription factor TFIID complex. Gene Ontology annotation, biological process: transcription initiation at RNA polymerase II promoter; DNA-templated transcription. Gene Ontology annotation, molecular function: DNA binding; protein heterodimerization activity; RNA polymerase II general transcription initiation factor activity. Lineage: Eukaryota; Metazoa; Chordata; Aves; Apodiformes; Trochilidae. The record is from RefSeq and is a predicted model, not a curated record.
AUGAGCACCUCGGCGGCGGCCCCCGUCAGGCUGAUGCCCGGCGGGCACCCAGAGCAGGCGGCCGCCGAGCCGCCCGCCAAGCGGCUCCUCUGCGUUCCCGCCUCGGACCCGGCGACCGAACGGGGCAGCCCCGCCGCCAACGUGCCCGGCGGCUCGGCGCCCUCCGCCUCCCUGCCACAGCCGCCGCCGAGCGUAAGGGCCCUGGUGGCGCGGGUGGUCACCCCCGGGGGCCCGCGGCCGGUGGCGCCCAAGGGGCCCUCCACGGCCACCCUCCAGCUGCCCCCCAACUUCCAGCUGCCCCCAGGAGCUGUUCUUAUCAGAAGCAGUAAUGGCCAACUAAUGCUAGUAUCCCAACAAGCAAUAUCACAAGUUCAGAGCCAGCCACAAAAUAACACAAGUGUGAGAUCAUCUGUACCAGCUAGCACACCUGCAAUCAGAAUAUGUGCUGUACAGAACUCUGGCACCCAGUUACUAAAGAAAGUAGCAGCUACUCCUGUGAAAACAUUAUCUGAAACAACAAAUGCUGUGGCCUCUACUGUUCAGCCACCUGCUAUAGUACAGCCAGCAGCUGCAGCAGCUAGUGUUACUGCACUUACUGCUGGAAAGCCUUCGAGUACUGGAACACCUGUAAAACUUCCAGUUACAGGACCACCUGCACAAGAUAUUUCCCAAAAGGCAGUCUCUGUGAAAGCAGAGGGCACAACAGUAUCACAGACCAGUGCUUCUACAGAGAUGCUAGAGAAUGUGAAGAAAUGCAAGAAUUUUCUUGCUACACUAAUAAAACUGGCGUGUAGUGGACCUCAAGCCUCUGAGAUGGGGCAGAAUGUGAAGAACCUGGUGCAAAAUCUAUUGGAAGCAAAAAUUGAACCAGAAGAGUUUACAAAAAAGCUAUACAUAGAGCUCAAGUCGUCUCCACAACCGUAUUUGGUUCCUUUUCUCAAGAAAAGCAUGCUUGCCUUACGACAGUUAAUGCCCAAUCCUCAGAGCUUUAUCCAGCAGUGUAUACAGCAGCCAGCUACAACCCCAGGAGCUGUUUCUCCUUGUACCUCUGUAGCACAGGCUCCUUCGAUAGCUGUAGCAACAGCCGCUCUUCCAGUUACAAAACCAGUGUCUGCCUCUGUGAUAGCCACAGCCUCUCCGGUUAUAAAACCAGUCCUUGUCAGUACAACAGCAACAGGUUCUCUGCAGACUGUGAGGCCUGUUGCUGCUUCCACAGUGGUGACAGCAUCUCUUCAGCCUGUAGCUUCAGUCCUCACCACAACGACAGCCACGUCGGGGCUGACUGCCAUCCGAACUGUCAAGCCUGUCUUCACCUCUGCAGCAGCAACGUCCUCUCUCCAGUCUGCAAAGCCACUGCUGGUCUCUACAGCAGCAUCUUCAGCAGCAAAGCCUCUCCAGGCUCUGAAACCAGCCACUGGAGCCCCAGUCAGUAUUAAAAUCUCACAGCCGAGCUCCAUCCUUGCACAGUCUGUGGGUGCUCAGCAGGUGGUUAAAGUGAAACAGUUGGUAGUCCAGCAACCUUCAGGAGCAGUUGUAAAGCAAGUAUCCAUACCCCCACAACCCUCAGCAGUCACCCUACAGAAAUCUGUGGAGAAAAGGAUGCCACUGAAUACACUUGUACAAACGAACCACUGCCCUGCAGGUCCCAUUCUGAAACAAAUUACCUUGCCAGGAAAUAAAAUUCUGUCGCUUCAAGCAUCUUCUGCUCAGAAAGCUGGAAUAAAAGAGAAUGGAGCAACCUCCUUCAGCAGGGAUGAAGAUGAGAUAAAUGAUGUGACUUCUAUGGCUGGGGUCAAUCUUAAUGAGGAGAAAGCCUACAUUUUGGCAAACAACACUGAGCUCAUUGGUACAGUGAUCCAGUCCUGUGCAGAUGAACCUUUUCUCUCCUCAGAAGUGCUUCAGAAGAAGAUCUUGAGCAUAGGUAAAAGGCAUGACAUUAUGGAACUUAACUCUGAUGUUGUGAACUUGAUCUCCCACGCUACACAGGAGAGAUUACGAGGUCUCCUAGAAAAACUAACUGUAAUUGCUCAGCACAGGGUAUCAACCCACAAGGGGAGUGAUAACUAUGUCGUAUCUAGUGACACCAGAGCACAGCUGAGAUUUCUUGAAAAGCUUGAUCACCUAGAAAAGCAGAGAAAGGAUGAGGAGGAACGUGAAAUGUUGCUUCGAGCAGCCAAGAGCCGUUCCAAUAAAGAAGAUCCAGAGCAACUGCGGUUAAAGCAGAAAGCGAAAGAGAUGCAACAAUUGGAGUUAGCUCAAAUGCAACAAAGAGAAGCCAACCUCACAGCUUUGGCAGCCAUUGGACCAAGGAAGAAAAGACCAUUGGAUUCAGCAAACGUUGUAUCUGGAGGGCUGGAGGAUUUGAAAGGCAAUGGAAUUGCUCCUGGAUCAUCAGGUUUUUGCCUUACGAAACAGUUGCUCUGUCCAAGAAUAACCCGUGUCUGUCUCAGGGACUUGAUAUUCUGCAUGGAACAAGAGAGGGAGAUGAAGCAUUCUCUAACCUUGUACCGUGCUCUGCUGAAGUGA